Messenger RNA from Trichoderma asperellum CBS 433.97, 1371 nucleotides. RefSeq lists its product as uncharacterized. The record is from RefSeq and is a predicted model, not a curated record. Gene Ontology annotation, molecular function: acid phosphatase activity. Lineage: Eukaryota; Fungi; Ascomycota; Sordariomycetes; Hypocreales; Hypocreaceae.
AUGUCACUUGGUGGAAUGGCCCUUUUCGCCAUAUUAUUGACCACGGUCUCACUUGGGCGAUUCAACUCAGGCUCAGCUUGCGAAUUAGUUGGAAACUGUACGACAGAUGUGUCGCACAUUUGGGGCCAGUACUCGCCAGUGUUCUCGGUCCCGUCAAUCAUUGACGCUUCAGUUCCGCAAGGGUGUAAUGUGACUUUUGCACAGAUCUUAUCGCGGCAUGGAGCGCGAGCACCGACCCAGAAGAAGUCGGAUGUUUACAAAGCCAUGAUCCAACGCAUCCAGAGCUCUGUGAAGGAGUACGGAAAAGGAUACGAAUUCCUAAAAGACUACGAGUACAAUCUUGGCGCUGACGAUCUUACGCCAUUUGGAGAACAGCAGCUGGUUGACUCGGGAAGCGCCUUUUACCAGCGCUACCAAGACCUGGCGUCUGAAUUUGAUCCGUUUGUUAGAACGCCAGGAUCUGAUCGAGUGAUUGUAUCGGCCCAGCGGUUUAUUGAGGGGUAUUAUAAGACCCAGGGUCGCGAUGCUUCAAGCCCAAUGAAGAGCAUCCUUGUGCUCCCCGAAGUCUAUGGGUUCAACAACACUCUAAAUCAUGGGGCCUGUCAAGCUUUUGAAGAUGGUCCGGUAUCCGAGAUUCGUGAGCAGAAUCAGAAAACUUGGCUAGGUAUCUUUGGCCCCGCGAUCAAUCAGAGACUCAACAGUAGACUGCCGGGCGCAAACCUGACUCUCACCGAGACCAUCUACAUGAUGGAUCUGUGCCCUUUCAACACGGUAGCAACCACCACUGCUGCGCUAUCCGACUUUUGCAGGCUCUUCUCGAUGGAUGAGUGGGCGAGCUACGACUACUUCCAAUCAUUGGAUAAAUGGUACGGUUAUGGUCGAGGCAAUCCAUUGGGCCCUUCCCAGGGCGUCGGAUUUGGCAACGAACUGAUUGCACGGCUCACUGGCACGCCUGUGGACGACCAUACGACAACAAAUUCGACGCUCGACUCUUCUCCCGACACGUUCCCUCUGAACAGGACGCUGUAUGCAGAUUUUUCCCACGACAACACGAUGUCUUCAGUCUUUGCUGCGCUGGGACUGUUCAACUCGACAAUGGACCUACCGCUCAAGUACAAAGUAUCACCUCGACGCCUUCACGGCUUUUCAGCUGCUUGGGCAGUCCCGUUCGCCGGCCGCUUGUAUGUAGAGAAGAUGCAGUGCGGUGACUCAAGCGAGGAGCUGGUGCGAGUGAUCCUCAACGAUCGAGUGGUUCCUCUGCGGACGUGCAAUUCUGAUAGGCUGGGGCGGUGUAAGCUGAGAGGCUUUGUUGAUAGCCUCAAGUUUAUAAGGAGCGGGGGGCUGUGGGAUCAAUGCCCCCUUGACGGCUGA